Molecule: messenger RNA, 2038 nt
Organism: Lotus japonicus
Lineage: Eukaryota; Viridiplantae; Streptophyta; Magnoliopsida; Fabales; Fabaceae
Product: protein NUCLEAR FUSION DEFECTIVE 4-like
Exons: 3
Coding region: 213-1910 (565 amino acids)
Cellular component (GO): membrane
Source: RefSeq, a predicted model, not a curated record
AACUUUGGACAGGUAGAGAAACACAAUAAAAAAGGAGCAAAUAACCACCAAAUCCAUUCUCUUUAAGCAAGGCAUCCACCAAAUUCAGCCAGAACUGGUGAGUAAAAAAGAAACAAAGAAAGAAAGCUUCUCCUGUUUCUUGGUGAUUGAAAGAAGAGCAUAAUAGAGGAGGCAGAGGAAGGGGAAAAUAUUCUUCAAGAAGAGGCAAAAAAAUGUUUGGGGAAUCAGGAAAGUGGGUGAUACUGAUAGCAUCAAUUUGGAUACAAGCAUUCACUGGGACAAACUUUGACUUCUCAUCCUACUCAUCUGAUCUCAAGUCUGUUCUUCAAAUAACUCAGCUUCAGCUCAAUUAUCUCUCUGUGGCUUCAGACAUGGGAAAGGCAUUUGGGUGGUGUUCUGGGCUCUCACUCAUGUAUUUGCCAUUGUGGGUGGUCUUGUUCAUGGCUACUUUCUUGGGGUUUUUUGGUUAUGGCAUCCAAUGGCUUGUCAUCCAAAGACUCAUCACCUUGCCUUAUAUUCUGGUCUUUUUUCUAUGCUUAGUUGCUGGAUGCAGCAUCUGCUGGUUCAACACCAUCUGCUAUGUCUUAUGCAUCAGACACUUCACAGCUAACCGUUCACUUGCAUUAUCACUGAGCAUCAGUUUCAACGGUGUGAGUGCAGCUUUAUACACUCUCAUUGCUAAUGCAAUAACCUCCAAUGAUGACAAUCUCUAUCUACUGCUCAAUGCCCUUGUUCCUGUCCUCAUUUCCUUUAUGGCACUCAUCCCUAUUCUUCACCAACCACAGCCUCAGUCAGAUUCUGCGGACACGCUUCGGCGCGAUACCUCGGUCUUUCUCUGCCUCAACAUCCUUGCACUCAUCACAGGCCUCUACCUCCUCUUACUCUAUUCCCUCUCUUCUACCCCGGCAUUAGCUCGUGUGAUCCUCGCAGGUGCUGUUUUUCUCCUUGCACUUCUCUUGUUCUUGCCUCAAAUUGUGCAUUCUAGAGAAUGGUCUUGCUUCACUGUCCCCACAACAAGCUUUUCUUUAUAUGAUUCAAGUUUCACUCUUGUUGAUGAACAUUAUGAUGAGAUUCACAAAGAACUCAUUAGUGUUCAUGAGGAUAGUACUGCAAGGAAUGGAAGUUCACAAGGCAUCAUGAGAGGAGGGAAGAAGUGUUGGUUUGUGAGUGUGUUGGAUAGAGAGCAGAUUACAGUGCUUGGGGAAGAGCAUUCAACUAGGUUGCUGUUAAGUAGAUGGGAUUUCUGGCUAUAUUACAUGGCAUAUUUCUGUGGAGGGACAAUUGGGUUGGUUUAUAGCAACAACUUGGGGCAAAUUGCACAGUCACUUGGACACAAUUCUCAGACUAGUUCCCUUGUUACACUCUACUCCACAUGUUCCUUCUUUGGUCGCCUUCUUGCAGCCGCACCUGACUUCCUCAGCGGAAAGAUACACUUUGCAAGAACUGGAUGGUUUGCAGCAGCCCUGGUGCCAACACCCAUUGCAUUCAUUUUACUGGCUAUAUCUGGCAGUGGAGCAGCAUUGCACAUAGGCACCAGCUUGAUUGGGCUGAGUUCUGGCUUUGUUUUCUCUGCAGCAGUAUCAAUUACAUCAGAGUUAUUUGGUCCAAACAGUGUUGGUGUGAACCACAACAUCCUCAUCACCAACAUCCCUUUAGGCUCAUGCCUUUAUGGCCUUCUUGCAGCAUUGAUUUAUGACUCCAAUGCAGUAAUGAGCUCAAGUCAUGAAAUUAUUUCGCUGCGUGAAAUGUCCAUGUGCAUGGGGAGAAAGUGCUACCUGCAGACAUUUAUAUGGUGGGCUUGUAUUUCAAUGGUGGGAUUGGUUUCAAGCUUCUUGCUUUUCAUAAGGACUAGGCAGGCUUAUGACAAUUUUGAAAGAAAUAAAAACAGAAACAGAACACAGACCACUUAGCUCCAGAAUUAGAACUCUUCUAUGAAGAAUAUCGUACUAUGCUCUUAAAUGUAACAUGAUCCAUCACAAAUACCAAAAAAGUAGGGGAUCAUUUCCACCUAUAUUUUAAAGUCACAAAACCUUUGAAA